AUGUGCCUGGUGCUCCUCUGGAAACUUCCCGGACUCCAGGUGACUCAGCACCUGGACUUUGGGGGGCAGCAAAUGUCCUGGCUGCUUCUGGACAAGUGUGGUUCCACUGAGUGGUUCCUCAGGCCUUCCGCUGCUCCAGCACAGCAGCAAAGGACAGCCAGGCUCGUCUGCCAGCAGUCUGCUUCCAGCCUUUGGUCUUGGGCAGAGCAAGGUGUGUUAACGCUCUCGUCGCCACUGUGGCUGUGCGCCCAGCCUCUCCAACUGCGCGGGGAGCGCCAGCGUGCGCUCUUCUCCCGUGCGCUCCUCCUCCCGCCCCGCGGCACGGCGCUCUCCUCAGCCUGCCCACCCACUUUGCGCCGUUGCUGGUCGCGCACAGGACCGGACCAUGGUAAGCAGGGUUCUCCUCCUCCCGGGCGCAGGGAACGCAGGAGCCCCUGCGCGGGGGCCCCAGCUCCUCCUCUCCUCAACUGCUCUGGCUUCCCUGGGGAUGUGUCUGGGGUGGGACUGGCCAGCUCCCGGCUCUGCAAUGGAAGUGGUGACUUGCUGAGCAGCAGGGCCUGGGAAGUCUUUGACCUGGAGGACUUGAACUUGACCUUGGAGGAACUUCAGCUCAAGUACCUGGGCCCCCAGCAGAGCAGGUUCUUUGGGCCCAUCUGCGCCACCUAUCUGCUGAUCUUUGCUGUGGGCGCGGCAGGCAAUGCCCUCACCUGCCUCGUCAUCCUCCGGCACAAGGCCAUGCGCACGCCCACCAACUACUACCUGUUCAGCCUGGCGGUGUCGGACCUGCUGGUGCUGCUGCUGGGCAUGCCCCUAGAGCUCUAUGAGAUGUGGCAGAAUUACCCCUUCCCACUGGGGGCCGGGGGCUGCUACUUCCGGACGCUGCUGUUUGAGACUGUGUGCCUGGCAUCUGUGCUGAACGUGACGGCGCUCAGUGUGGAGCGAUAUGUGGCUGUGGUGCAUCCCCUUCAGGCCAAGGCCCUGGUGACACGGGCCCGCGCCCGCCGGGUCAUCAGCGCCCUCUGGGUCAUGUCCGUGCUCUGCUCGCUGCCCAACACCAGCCUGCACGGGAUUCAGGAGCUGGAGGUGCCAGGCCGGGGCGUGGUGCCCAACACAGCCAUUUGCACCUUGGUCCAGCCACGCGCCAUCUACAACCUGGUGAUUCAGGGGACCACGCUGCUCUUCUUUGGCCUCCCUAUGGUCACCAUCAGCACCCUCUACUUGAUCAUCGGCCUUCGGCUGCGGAAGGAGAGACGCCUGUGGGCCCAGGCGAGCCUGGCCAGCCACAGCAGAAGUGACAGCAGUGGUCGGGGGGACAGGCCAAGGAGCUGCCCAGGAACCCCCCUGCAGUCCAAGAGGCAUCGCCAGAGACAGGUGACGAAGAUGCUGUUCAUGCUUGUCGUGGUGUUCGGGGUCUGCUGGGCCCCCUUUCACGUGGACCGCCUCAUGUGGAGCUUCGUGGCGCACUGGACGGAGGAGCUGCUGCAGGCCUUCGAGUACGUGCACGUCACCUCGGGUGUCUUCUUCUACCUCAGCUCAGCUGCCAACCCUGUCCUGUACAGUCUGCUGUCUAGCCGCUUCCGUGAGGCCUUCCGCCAAGCCCUGGGCAUGCAGGGGCGGGGACAGCCCAAGACUCUGCUGCCUCGGGCAGGGGGAGCCUGA
Dromiciops gliroides (monito del monte) is the source of this 1659-nucleotide messenger RNA. RefSeq names its product neuromedin U receptor 1 (gene NMUR1). Gene Ontology annotation, molecular function: neuromedin U receptor activity. Gene Ontology annotation, cellular component: plasma membrane. The record is from RefSeq and is a predicted model, not a curated record. Bases 1 to 1659 code for a protein of 552 amino acids. Lineage: Eukaryota; Metazoa; Chordata; Mammalia; Microbiotheria; Microbiotheriidae. The transcript is spliced from 4 exons. Gene Ontology annotation, biological process: G protein-coupled receptor signaling pathway.